Molecule: messenger RNA, 1609 nt
Organism: Magnolia sinica
Lineage: Eukaryota; Viridiplantae; Streptophyta; Magnoliopsida; Magnoliales; Magnoliaceae
Product: protein trichome birefringence-like 19
Exons: 2
Coding region: 25-1245 (406 amino acids)
Cellular component (GO): Golgi apparatus
Molecular function (GO): O-acetyltransferase activity
Source: RefSeq, a predicted model, not a curated record
CCACCAUUACCAUUUCCAUCACCAAUGUCAUCUCCAUUAUCAUCAUCGGUAUCAUCUCCCUCGGUGUCACCACCACCACCACCACCAUUACCAUCAUCAUCAUCAUCAUCAUCAAAUGAUGUGAACAAUUCAACGGUGGCGAUCACAAGAUCAGAUAAAAAAUGUGAUAUUUUUAAGGGCGAAUGGGUACCGAAUCCCGACGCCCCAUAUUACACUAACACAACUUGUGGGUUCAUCCCUGACCAACAAAAUUGUAUGAAAUUUGGGCGGCCCGACACCGCCUUCUUGAAAUGGAGGUGGAAGCCCAACGGCUGCGAUCUACCGAUCUUCAACCCAGCCCACUUCUUGGAUCUUGUUAGAGGGAAGUCCAUGGCUUUUGUUGGUGACUCCGUGGGAAGAAACCAAAUGCAGUCCUUGAUUUGCCUCUUAUCAAGGGUGGACCAUCCAAUAGACAUUUCCAACACAACAGAUGACAGAUUCAAAACCUGGCUAUACGCAAAUUACAACUUUACCCUUGCAUCUUUCUGGUCACCAUUUCUAGUAAAAACCAAAGAACCUGAUCCAAACAACAAUCACCCCGUGGGCCUCCUCAAUCUCUACCUCGACGAAUUUGAUGAGAAAUGGACGGCCCAGAUCGACCGAUUCAACUACGUGAUCAUCUCAGCCGGACACUGGUUCUUCCGUCCAGUCAUGUUCUACGAGGGUGGGCACGUCGUCGGAUGCAGCAUCUGCCAACACAAGAAUAUAACCGACCUGACCACGUAUUAUGGAUCCCGCAAAGCGUUCCAGACCGCAUUCCGAGCAAUCAACGGCCACGAUCGCUUCAAUGGGACUACGUUUUUAAGGACGUUCUCACCGGCCCACUUUGAAAAUGGGCCAUGGAAUCGAGGAGGGUAUUGUAUGAGAACAAGGCCAUUCAGGAGCAAUGAAAGUAGGCAGGAAUGGUUUUACAGGGAGCUGUACAAGACCCAAGUGGAGGAAUUUAGGAUAGCAAAAGAAGAAGGGAGGAAGAGAGAUGUGCGGUUCAGAUUGCUUGAUAGUACUGAAGCUAUGUCCAUGAGGCCAGAUGGACAUCCCAAUCGGUACGGACACUCGCAACAUGUGCGUGUAGGCAAUGACUGUGUGCACUGGUGCUUGCCGGGUCCGAUUGACACGUGGAAUGAUAUGUUGCUUGAGAUGAUGAGGAUGGACGGUGGGAGAUCUUCUGAUGAGAAGUAUAGUAGUAGAGAGCUAAGAACUAGAUAGUGUAGAGAUUUCUUUCUUGUUUCAGCAGAUUGUAUUGAGUGGCGGGCUGGAGGUACCAUGACCUGAAGCGUGACAUCCAAUCCGUCCAUUAGGUUUGCUUGUGGAUGUUGUCUUGGAUACAAAAUUCAGUAUACGAUCCAACUUACAAGUGGGCCAUACUACAUGAAACAGUAGAAAUGGAGACACACCGUCGGAAACCUACGAGAUGAUGUUUGAGUAUUUUAUAGACCACGGAGAAUGGAUUGGUUCACAUGUAUGGUGAGAAUAAGGGUUUCUUUGGUAGUUUGUAUUUGGUAUGAUUUGGAAUCUAAAUUAGAAUUAUUAUAGAAUUUAUGUGAAUUGGAGUCAGUUGUUGUAUUUGAUA